AUAUCUAAAGGUGUAUAUAAAAGAUAAGUAUUUAAAAAGAAUACAUGUGUACUAGUACGUGAUAUAUAUCCUGUACACUUCAUACUGAAUUAUGGUGACUGUUUUACUUCUGUUAUCUGAACUGUUGUAUAAAACAACCAUAUAAUUAUACUCUGUGAAUAUUGCUGUAAUUUUAACAUAAACUCUGCUGUUGAAACUGGACAUACAACACUGAAUAUAACUAAUGUUAACAAAAACUCUGUUUAAACUGGACGUGCUCUGUUGAAACUGGACGUGCUCUGUUGAAACGUGACUGUAAUUUUUACUGGGCUAUAAAUUCAUCUAAAUAUGGCGGAGGCAGGCGAUAAUACACAUAGCUGUAGUAUCUGUUUAGAUGAUUUUACUAAACCUAAAAUACUACCAUGUGUUCACAAAUUUUGUCAACAUUGUUUAGACGACCAUAUCAAAGCACACUCACAUCUCAACAAGUUUAAUUGUCCCAUUUGUAGAACAGAGAUUCAAGUACCUGAUGGUGGUGCAAGUGGAUUUUCAAGAUACAUCCAACCGAAAAGUAAAACGGAAAAACAUUAUUGUCUCUGUCGGAGUCACGAGACAAAAGAAAUAGAAUUUUAUUGUCAUGAAUGUUAUGUUGCUGUUUGUGGUAGCUGUGUUAUAUUGGAUCACAAAAAUCAUACAGUAGCUGAUCUUCAAGAUGUUGACCAAGAAAUCAGAGGAAAGUUAAACAUUAUAAAGGGGGAGUUAGAAGGUAAAAUUGGUGAAGUCGAGAAAUACUGUGAAUUAUUAACCAAUCGAAUAUCUGAUAUCAAGAACCAAGCUAAAAUAGCCUGUGAUAAUGUUGAUACACAUGUCGAAAGAGUUUGUGAAGAAGUACAAAAACAUGGCGGUGACAUAAAAUGUGAGGUGAAUAAAAUUUGUGAUGAAGAAAGUAACAAGUUACAUAAAUUACAUGGAGAUAUGACCAAUUUAAAAAGUUACUUACAAACCAGUGUUAAACAUAUGAAUAAAGUGCUGAAUAGAAAAUCUACUGUUCCAGUUGUAGAUGCGUUAACCAAUGUACAAACACUGACUGAAGAUAGCAGAUCAACCAGUUUAGAUAUACCCCAAGUAAGAUAUGUCCAUUAUCCUAUGGUAGAUAUAGAUGUUAAAACUUUAGAACUACUCCUAGGUGAAAUAGAAAUAGUGGAGUCACGUACCUGGACGUCUAGUUUUAGUUUGAAUGAGAUAGUGAACACAGGCGUGUAUUACCCUAGUGAUAAUGUAAUGAUACAAGGAAUGUCAUGGUGUGUAAGUGUUAGCCAUCAAACAUCUACAUCAGGAUUGGGGUGUUACUUGUGGUUGAGGGGAGUGGAAGAUAGAACAGUUAAAAAUGUCACAGCUAGUUAUAUACUAAAACUAUUAAAUAUAAACGAUGUAAGUAAAUCUUUAGUGAGGCAAGAUACAGAUUCAUUUACACCUAAUGGUGGUGGAUAUGGUUGGCCUAGCUUUAUAGCGUGGAAUAAACUACGGGGUAAUAAGAGUGGAUUUAUCAACAAUAAAACAUUUACCUUACAGGUUACUGUGAAACUAGACAACAUAGAAAGAUACUGAUAUUUAUAUUACAGAACAUAGUACGAUUGAUCGGUGCCAUCAUAAUACAUGGAUAUAUCUCUAUUGUAGUGAUGAUGUACUGAUACAAGGAAUGCCAUGGUGCGUAAUUGUUAAACAUUAAAAGGAUAGAUCAAGAUGCUGCCUGGGUGUGAGGAGAGUGGAAGAUAAAACAUUUAAAUAUGUUAUAGCUAAUCGUAUACUAAUAAUAUAAACAAUGUAAGUGCAACAAGAUACAGGUACAUUUACACCUGGUGGGGAUAUAUGGGGUAAUGGUAACUUUAUAGAGUUGAAUAAACUACACGACGAGAUUAACGGAUUUUCUGAUAAUAAAACAUUUACUAUAUAAACAGGCUACUGUAGAAAUAAACAGUAUAGAACAAUACUGACAUUCAUAUUAUAGAACAUUACAGGAAAUUUGACGAUCUGUGUCAUUAACAAACAAUGACAUAUAUCUCUACAUAUUAGUUCGAUCAGAAACAUUUAAGUUACCUGUAUGUGAAAUAGGGUCGAGUUUGAAAUGAUUCGGUGACACGGCAGCAAAUAACUAUUAACGUGUACUAUUAAAAUAGCUAAUAACCAUAAAGUUAUCAUUUGUGAGAUAGAGAAAUGGGGUUAAACAUCAACUCAGGUGUUUUGGGGACGAACACAUUGUUCAACUUGAUUUCAAUAAUUCGCCUGCGCGUAGAGAUCUUUAGUAGUGGUAGGAGGACCCGGAGAAAACCCACGAGGUUGGAAAGGCGACUCUACACUUUGAAGAAUGUAAACCAAGUCAUUUGACUCACUGACAGACGCACAUGUUAAAUCAUUAAACCAUCCCGGAAUUGGGUUGUAAGGGACUCUUACAUCGAAUUCAAAUGUCAAAGGUCAUUUUAUGUACACGAGUAUGGGAACAUGGGGGCCCGGUUGUUCUUCCCAUGCCAACGCCUAUACGUUGUCCCCCACCAGGUCCUUCGUCCUGCACCACUGACAAGGGGAAACAGGUCGGAAAAUGCCGACGUAAUUUCUCGGUAAACACAGGGAUCGAACACAGAAACUCCAGGUUAGCGAGCCAACGUCUUACUCACUGAGUGAUUAUUGUAUUGAUUUGUUAAAACUAUAGCGUAUUGAUUAGUGUAUUGAUUAUAUGUUAUAACUAUUGUUUAUUGAUUAUAGUAUAUUGAUUUGUUACUGAUUAGUGUAUUGAUUUGUUAUUGUUAUGGUAUUUUUUUUAUUAAUGUAUUGAUGGACAUUACAAA
This is a messenger RNA of Patella vulgata (common limpet), 2822 nucleotides long. RefSeq names its product tripartite motif-containing protein 3. The coding region runs from base 328 to 1587 and encodes 419 amino acids. Gene Ontology annotation, biological process: positive regulation of DNA-templated transcription. The transcript has a single exon. The record is from RefSeq and is a predicted model, not a curated record. Gene Ontology annotation, molecular function: zinc ion binding; protein binding; ubiquitin-protein transferase activity. Lineage: Eukaryota; Metazoa; Mollusca; Gastropoda; Patellidae. Gene Ontology annotation, cellular component: chromatin; nucleoplasm.